Messenger RNA from Phymastichus coffea, 5045 nucleotides. RefSeq lists its product as uncharacterized. The coding region runs from base 115 to 2841 and encodes 908 amino acids. Lineage: Eukaryota; Metazoa; Arthropoda; Insecta; Hymenoptera; Eulophidae. The transcript is spliced from 9 exons. The record is from RefSeq and is a predicted model, not a curated record.
GCGGCCGAUCAAUCUCCGAAGCGUCGUUGACUCUCUCGCGCCCCGGGAGAUCUUUCGCCAAGCGGACAACUGGACGCCAUCCAAACUGCACUCGGACAGUCGGCCCGCGACACAAUGCAUCAUCAUCAGCAGCAGCAGCAGCAGCAGCAGCAGCAGCAGCAGCAACAGGCUCCGACACACGGAAGCCUCGCGGAUCUGCAGUACUACGAGAUCACGCCUGCCAAUCCUCCGUCGCGCAACGACGAUCAUCGCCAUCACGGGGACAGCGUGUCGGCGACCGCCCACCUGCAUCCUAUCAACCUGUGCACAGUUGACAGACUCCCGGCCUCCGGCAUCAUAAGCCAGCAUCAGCUGCAGGAUAUCCUGCCGGGUUCCGUGUUCGCCGAUCCCUCCAUGGCGCACUUGCACUAUCAUAUCAUUCCGAGCCCGCGGCGAAGCUUGAAUUGCACCGAGACCGGGCCGCAGUCGGCACAGAGCUGCCGGAGUCAUCAUCCGAGAUUGGAGCAGGUUCAUCUGCACGAGCAUCAUCAGCACUACCAGAGACAGCCCAAGUUCGCACGGCCGGCGUCGAGUAUGAGCGAGGUGCCCAAGGACAGGGACAGGUCGUCCGUGAAUUUCGACAAUCUCAGCCGAUACUCUCACCUGCCAACGCACGACAAGAGCGAGAAGAGCAAGAACAUUUCGCUCGCCGAACUCAAUGAUUCGCAGGCUACGAUAACCGGAACGAAGGCCAGCAGCAGCAAGUGCCAGUGUCACGCGAUGCACGAGCUGCGACUCAAGCGUGAUCGAGAGGCAAUGGGUAUUGCCCCCGAGGAUGACGAGGCUGCUGUAGGCCAGCAUCGUCACCCACCCGCGUUGCCGCCAAGACCACCCCCGAGACCGUCCGGUCGACGACUCGAGCUACCUUCCAUCGGUACUGCCAAUCAACGACACGCGGGCAGCAGCGAGACGGGCAACGGGGGCGGCUGCUGCAAGAAGUACGUGGUACUGUGUUGCCUCUGCGGCGGACUUAGCGUUGCAGUUGGCAGCCUCUUCCUCGCUGUUCACGCCGUGCUGUCUGCUCACACGGCCAGUCUCGCUCUCUUCGAGACCGUGCCCUCUUACAUACCUGGCACUAUGCUGAUAUUCAUGGGUCUGUUCACGAUGCUGUUGGCCCGGAGAAAGCACCGCUACGGUUUUCUGAUGAAGGUCUGCGGUUCGGUGAGCGUCGUCUGCGCCCUCGUCUGCGUUCUCGUAACCGUCACCACAACUGUCGUCCACAUGUCCAGGCUCCAGGGUCUACGAGAGUGCGUCUACACCGCUCGGGCUAAGUCGUGCACGUGCUACGGCGCGCCGCAGUCGCGCGCCUCGGACCCGGGGGUGCUGUUCGAGGGCACGCCCCACUGCGAGGCCGUCCACGGCGCCCUGUACGCCUGCCUGCGAGCGCUGUUCGGCGUCUCGGUGGCCGGCAUCCUCGCCUGCAUCUUCUCCUGCAUGCUGGUCUACCAGCUGUUCAGCCACGAGAAGAAGAAGAUGUACUGGGAGCAGUUGGAGCUGCGCUGCCGCUCGCUCUACGGACAGGGUGCCGGCGCCGGCCUGGUGAGCGCCCGUCCAGCCGGCACCUGCGGAUGCUGCAACGACUGCGCCGGCAUCGGGCCCUGGUGGGCGCAGUCGCCCGGCAACCUCUACACGCCCAAUCCCGAUCUCGCCCCCUCGAGACGUUGGCGACUGCCAUGGUCUCGCAGCAGGGGUCCAGCUCCGACUACCGACUCGAAUUACGGAUUUCACGGGCAAGCGGCUGGCGGCGCCGGUAGCACUGCCAACCAGGAGGCUCUGAUCGAUCCCAGUGUCGGUGGAAUGGUACCUUACAGCAUCCUCGGGCCGCAAUCCGCCGGCGCUUAUUCCGUUCUCCAAGCUGCGCACCACGAAGAUCACUACGGCCAGAGCAGCGCCGCCAGUCCGUACAGCGUGCUCGAGUCUGCGGUGCCGCUCUGGGGACCACCACCGCCGUACAGCGAUCCCAACAGUCCAGCCAGAAGACCCAUGAUCGCCUUUCCUCAGGCCGAUCCCCGGACGAGGCUGACCAAGAGGAUCGACAAUACUAUUCAGCGAGAAGUUGAUUACGGCAGAACGCCGGAUAUCAAGCGACCGAGCGACAAUUACGAGAACGCCGAGCAAGUUUCCAACGACACGGACACGGAAACAAGUGGAAAUAACGUGCUGACGUCGGGAAGAGUGACGCGCAACAGCAACAGCAAGCACAAGAAAUUACUGAAGGGCGUCGACAACGCCGGCUUCCAGCCCCAGGAGACUACUUCGGUGCCUAAACAGUCGGAGAGCGAACUCUAUUUUGGCGAUGUCUCCUCCUGCUGUGGACCAGAAAGUAGUCUUUACGAUGUUGCUACUGAAAAAGACGGUAAGACUGACACUUGUCAAGCAGAAGCUGGCACGAGCAGUUACCAUUCUUCGUCGCACUUCCCCAAACGUCCAUCGAGCAAGCGCUCGCGUCGUCAGCAGCAACAACAAAUGUCUCACCAACACGACUCGCUGGAGACCGUUGAUAUUCCACGAUCGAACUGUAGCCUAUCGUCGUCAGACGACUUGCCGGAGAACGCAAUAGUCACGUAUUCCGUGCACGCGUCGACCGAUGAUUACGACCUCAUCAGGCAACAGCGUCGUUAUGCCGGCUCCCAAAGUUCUUACUCGGAUAAGUCGCCCAAAGAAGAGGCACACAUGAAUCCCGAGCAUCGCGAAGAUUCCGACGAUGGUGCUUAUGGAGCUGAUGAGGAGUCUGAGAAGAGAGACAAUGAGAGUGAAUACAAAGACGAUUACGACGAGGACAUGAGGCCUGUCAAGGUCUAAUUUUUAAUUGAAGGUGAUACGUGUAGUGUCUAAGGUAAUAAGUAUAGUGCAAGCGACUGAAUCAGGCAACGCUGGCAACUUUUUUAGUGACGAAUUUCACGGAGAUGACUUUGACAAAUUUGAAUACGAACGAAGCGUUUUUGUGUGAUUCGGUGGUUUUAUUCUUAAUCAGUGUUUGCUCAUGUACUUGUUACAUUAAUAGUUAGCUUUUCAACAAUUAGUAUUUCUUUUUGCUACUUGCCAUGAAAAUAAUCUACUUAGCAACAAAAAGAAAACUUACUCCAGUUUUGUGUAGAAAUUAAAAAGUACAAGCUAGUUCUAACAUGUUAUUUGCUUAAGGUUUUUAAUGCACACUUUAAAACGACGAUUUAUUACUGCUCUUAAGAUUCUUUUUUACGUUGAUUAUGCAAAAACAAAUAAAAAAUAUUCAAAAAAUAUUUUUGCGACUUUGUGGUAUUUACAAAUUUUACUUACAUCUCGCUGAAUAUUAUGGUAUUUUAUAUUUAAGAAAGGAUGAUUGCAUAAUUUCUGUAUGACAAUUUGGUUCUAAACUGCAUUUUAAUGUAUCAAUAGCUGUCGGAUCCCAAAUAGAAUGCUUGUAUUUGUGAGAAUGUAUGAGAGAGUCGGUAUACCUAUUUGUUCCUAUUGCAUUUAUGUGAACUUUAUGGAGGUAAUAAACUUUGUAUUGUGAAAGUUAACGCUGACAUAGUUGAUAAAAUCUAGUUUGUAGACUAAGUGACAAAUAAAAGAAAAUUUGUAUAAGAAAUGAUAAACAAGCGUUUUUACUUUUUCCGAAUUCAUUAGAAUCGUUCAAAGAUAAAAUAAAACUAAAAGAUGGAAUAAUAACUUAUGCAUGUAUAUAUUUUUCUUAACACGUUGGCAGUCUCAAUCGUGAAAAAGUUAGAAUAAUCUUGAUUAUUUUGCCAAUGUGUUAGAUUGAUUGUGCUAUUUUUAAAUUCUAUAAGAUAUUGGAGCGAAACUUCAGGUCAUAAAUAUCAACGAAAAUCAUGAUAAACCAUGGUCCAUAUUAAAUUAUUUGAUAAUUAACGUGUCAUUAAGAUAGUAUAGCUUUAACUUAGAUAAAAAAAAUAGCAGGAAAUCGUUUACUGAUAAAUUUUAGCAAGUAUUUGAAGAUAUAGUUAUAUUAUAAACACAAUUAUUAUACUCUUCGAAAUUCUUUCAUAUCCAAUGAUCAUAUAAUUAAUAAAGGUAUAAUCAAAAUAAAUUUAAUGUGGAUUAUGGAUUGUAUGAGCGGACUAAUGGUUUAAUUUGUCACUUUCUCAAAUAAGAUUUGCUUUUGUUCUAUAGGCAACGAAACUUAUCUAGUAUCCAGCUGUACAAGUUUGUAAUAUAUAUUUAAGUUCUAUAUAAGCACGGUAAAACAUUAAGUUGCGUAGAUUUUUUAAUUUAUUUUGAAAUGUUUACAAACAUAUCAAUCUCGUUCAGAGUUAUCCUUAUUCAAAAAAUAUAUGCAUAAAUCUAAUGCUAAACCAAAACAAUGAUUUUUUAAAAGUAAUGCAAUAUAAAUUCUUCACAUAAAAAUAGUUUAUAAAAUAUAACACAUGUAUACAUCGUAUAAAACAGCACUAUUAUAUUUUUAACAACGUCUACUUGUUAUAGGAUUACUCGUUGAAACAUCACUCGACCAAUGACAAUAUUGAUUUUUAUUUAAUUUUGUUAUAUAGAUUUUAUGGAUAAAUAUCAAUAGUUUUAUAAGUAUACUGCGCAAUAUAUAUGCGAUAUCUAUAUACUGAACAUACUAUAUUAAUCGAAUCAUAAAGUACUAUUAUAAUAGUCCUUUCUGUACAAGAAGUACCUGUUUUUUAAUAGUUAGCACUUUUAAAUGAAGCUGUGGUUUAUUAAUAGCAAGAUGUAUUUUGUGUUGAAUUAUUCUUCUUCAUACCAAUCACAACUUAAUUUAUUACGAUUGACCUAAGUUUGAAAUGAAACACAGAUAUUUUAAAAAUAUAUAUUUCGAAAACCGUACAGAAAUAUUCAAAAGGAAAAAAAUAAACUAUCUGUGUAUUUUUAAACAUAAUACUGACAAUUUUCAAAAUCGCGAAUUCCAAGAAAAUACGGAAUGAAAAGUGUUUAAAAAACUUAUUCACAUGUAAAACUAAAUAACUUUCUAUAUAAGAUAUGUCUAUUAAAAGUCAGUUCCAUAUUUAUUACCGCGGAAAUAUAAUGAAAUAAAUUAGUUUUUA